Messenger RNA from Pongo pygmaeus (Bornean orangutan), 4502 nucleotides. RefSeq names its product GDNF inducible zinc finger protein 1 (gene GZF1). The transcript has 6 exons. Gene Ontology annotation, biological process: regulation of transcription by RNA polymerase II. Lineage: Eukaryota; Metazoa; Chordata; Mammalia; Primates; Hominidae. The record is from RefSeq and is a predicted model, not a curated record. The coding region runs from base 671 to 2806 and encodes 711 amino acids. Gene Ontology annotation, cellular component: nucleus; nucleoplasm. Gene Ontology annotation, molecular function: protein binding; RNA polymerase II cis-regulatory region sequence-specific DNA binding; DNA-binding transcription repressor activity, RNA polymerase II-specific.
GAGGAGGGGCUUCUCUGUGGCUGCAGUAGUUUGUUCUCCGGGUCGUCUUUGGAGUGGCCGAGCGGCGUCCGGGCGCUGGGGCGGCCAAGUGGCGCGGGAAGGGUGGGAGGUGCCGUGAGGGCGGCGAGGACAGCGGCGGCUUUAAGCCCCCCUGGAAACCCAGGCCCUUGUGGCCGUGGACUGGGCUGCCGGUAGCAGCGUCUCCUGGAAGGGCUCUGGCCCCGUGAGUCUCGGGGAUUCAGGGGCCGCCGACGUUGGUGCAGAUGCCGGGCGCACUGGGAGGCGGUCGGAAUGCCAAUGAGAUUCGGCGGAUACGCAGCUGUCACCGGCCACAGACGGCCCUGUCGCCACCUCCAGUGCCUGCACUCCAGUAGCCAAGCAACAUGGGAAAUCGCGCUCAGAACCCACUUUGUUGAUUGAGAAAUCAGGUCCCCUCGAGGGCCUUGUUGGCAGAGGUCUGGGGAAGUCAGGGCUGGCCGUGCGUAUGGGCAUCAGGCUGAGAGAGCCCUCUGCAGUCUUGUUUCCCCAGGCUGGGGUUGGGACCACUGAAACCCUGCCCCACUCUUAUAGAUCCCUUGCUUAGGCUUUGUCAGUGUUCUCACAGUUUACUGUGGCGUCUCCUUCAGGCGACAUUGAUCAAACCUCAUAGCUGUUUUUGGAAGGAAGAAAGAUGGAAAGCGGUGCAGUUCUGCUGGAAUCCAAAUCCUCCCCAUUUAACCUACUGCAUGAGAUGCAUGAGCUUCGCCUCCUGGGUCACCUGUGUGACGUGACAGUCAGCGUGGAGUAUCAGGGCGUCCGCAAAGACUUCAUGGCCCACAAGGCAGUGCUGGCUGCCACCAGCAAGUUUUUUAAGGAAGUGUUCCUUAAUGAGAAGAGUGUGGAUGGUACUAGGACUAAUGUCUACUUAAAUGAAGUGCAGGUUGCUGACUUUGCUUCAUUUCUUGAGUUUGUCUACACUGCAAAGGUACAGGUGGAAGAAGAUCGGGUGCAGCGAAUGCUGGAAAUGGCUGAAAAGCUGAAAUGUUUGGAUUUAUCAGAAACUUGUUUUCAAUUAAAGAAACAGAUGUUAGAGUCGGUACUUUUGGAGUUGCAAAAUUUCUCAGAGUCUCAGGAGGUGGAGGUGAGCAGUGGCUCCCAAGUUAGUGCUGUUCCUGCCCCCAGGGCAAGUGUGGCCACCGAUGGCCCUCACCCCAAUGGUCUCACGGAUUCCUUGGGCUACCCAGGAGAGAGAGCCAGCAAUGGCAUGUCUUCAGAUUUGCCACCGAAGAAGUCCAAGGACAAACUAGACAAGAAGAAAGAGGUAGUUAAGCCUCCCUACCCUAAAAUCAGGAGAGCUAGUGGAAGGCUGGCUGGGAGGAAGGUCUUUGUGGAGAUCCCUAAAAAGAAAUAUACGAGAAGACUCCGAGAGCAGCAGAAAAGUGCUGAGGGUGAUGUGGGGGACUACAGGUGUCCCCAGGACCAAAGCCUGGACAGGGUGGGCACGGAGCUGGAGCCGGUUUCCAAAAAUGAGGGUUGCCAGGCAGGUGCUGAGUUGGAGGAAGUGUCAAAGAAAGCAGGGCCGGAGGAGGAAGAGGAGGAGGAGGAGGAGGAGGAUGAAGAAGGGGAGAAGAAGAAGAGCAACUUUAAGUGCAGCAUUUGCGAGAAGGCAUUUCUGUAUGAGAAGAGCUUCCUGAAGCACAGCAAGCACCGCCACGGCGUCGCCACCGAGGUGGUGUACCGCUGCGACACCUGCGGCCAGACCUUCGCCAACCGCUGCAACCUGAAGAGCCACCAGCGCCACGUGCACAGCAGCGAGCGCCAUUUCCCAUGCGAGCUGUGCGGGAAGAAGUUCAAGCGCAAGAAGGACGUGAAGCGGCACGUGCUGCAGGUGCACGAGGGCGGCGGCGAGCGGCACCGCUGCGGCCAGUGUGGCAAGGGCCUGAGUUCCAAGACAGCGCUGCGGCUGCAUGAGCGCACACACACGGGAGACCGGCCCUACGGCUGCACCGAGUGCGGCGCCAGGUUCUCGCAGCCGUCCGCGCUCAAGACGCACAUGAGAAUUCAUACAGGGGAAAAACCUUUUGUCUGUGAUGAAUGUGGUGCAAGAUUCACUCAGAACCACAUGCUGAUUUAUCAUAAAAGGUGUCACACAGGUGAAAGACCUUUUAUGUGUGAAACAUGUGGCAAGAGUUUUGCUUCUAAGGAGUACUUAAAACACCACAAUAGAAUCCAUACUGGAUCCAAACCCUUUAAAUGUGAAGUAUGUUUCAGGACUUUUGCCCAGCGGAAUUCACUCUAUCAGCAUAUUAAAGUCCACACAGGGGAGCGUCCCUACUGCUGUGACCAGUGCGGCAAGCAGUUCACCCAGCUCAACGCCCUCCAGCGCCACCGCCGCAUCCACACAGGGGAGAGGCCAUUCAUGUGCAAUGCGUGCGGACGGACAUUCACCGACAAGUCCACUCUUCGGCGGCACACCUCGAUACACGAUAAGAAUACUCCAUGGAAGUCUUUCCUUGUCAUUGUAGAUGGCUCGCCCAAGAACGAUGACGGACACAAGACUGAACAGCCUGACGAAGAGUAUGUGUCAUCCAAGCUUUCGGAUAAAUUGCUGUCUUUUGCAGAAAAUGGCCAUUUCCACAACCUGGCUGCAGUCCAAGGCACUGUACCUACCAUGCAGAACAGUUCUGCAGACACAGCCUGCAAGUCAGAUGACUCCGUGGUGUCCCAGGACACCCUGCUGGCCACCACCAUCAGCGAGCUUAGCGAGCUGACCCCACAGACAGACUCGAUGCCCACACAGCUUCACUCUUUGAGCAACAUGGACUAAGAGCUUCAAGCAGUUCCCAUCCUGUUAGUCUGCGUGUAUGGUAGCUGAACUCAAGAUGAUGUGGGGCUAAGAAAAAUAAUUGUCCAUGUGCAAAGAUGUGGGCAAGAAUGGCCUCUGCAGAUUUUCCUGAACUUCUGCUAACUUGCACGGCUUUAUCACAGCAUUUUUAAAGCUUUCCCUCAAAAGUCCUGAUCUGCAUGAUCUCAGCUACUUUAUUGAUAAACAAGGCAGUGAACAUAACCUCACUUAAUUCUGGUGUAGGGUGUAUGUGUUAAUCGUUCUAAUUCUUGAUUAUCUAGUUUAGAUAACUGCUGGUCUUAAUUGCAGAGUACAGAGCACUGAACCAGCUCUUGAUAUUGUCGUUAGCAGUCUUCCUGGCUUCUCACCCUGCCUUAUAUUUCCAUGUGGGUUUACUUCUCUCAUAACUACUUUCAAGGUAUUUUUCUUCCAAGCUGAAAUAAAACUGGGGCCACAUAUUUUCAGCCAUUUCUUCCCUGUUGAAUUGAAGCAAAUCAGAUUUUCUGUGGGGACCCUCAAAUGCAACUGAAGAAAUCGAUGGUUGCGUUCAUUCCUCCCCACCCCCCAUUUGUAGGCAGUAAACAAGGUAUGACAGAUUGAACACCUGCAAAACUGCUAGCGUAAUCUCAGCACAUAUGCAGCUAGGAAGUUUGUCAUCAAAUCAACUUAGAAAUGAGAUGAGGCUGUUCAGUUUCAGUCUUAAAAAAAAUCAGAUUAGGUAAAAGCUGUCCUACCAAAGAGUCUAGCAAAACAAUAUAGUAUUUUUCUGCAGAGGCGUGAAAAAUUAAGACGCUUUAGAGUACUUGAAAGUUGUGUAGUCAUUUUAUUUGCAAAAUGAGGUGACUAUGGCAAAUUAUAGAACACAGAGUAUUAUUAUUUUUGCCAGGUUUUUCUGACUUCUGUAAUUUCCAGAAACCCAGACUUCUCAUUUCCACACCUAGAGAUGGAAACAGGCAAGUAACUGACAUGUCUAUUUCCUUGGGAGCAUGUGAGGACAUAGCAGUAGGGACCAAAAGUCUCAGCACACUUACCUCCGAUUAUGCCUUAAAGAGUUGAUUGUGAAGACCCAGUAACUUUGUCUCAAAUGCUUCUUUGGCUGUUUCAUGCAGGACUUAAUUAUUGCUUUAAAAAAUUCACAAUGAAAAGACGAUUCUGCUGUAUUUGUUAAACGUUGACAUUUGGUUCUAGGGCCUUGAGUAUGUGCCACGUGCUUGUGAAAUGCUUUGAUUCACAUGUAACAUUUAAACAUUAAUUUAAAAAGGGAACCUUGGAGAAUUCUGUUGUUCACUAGUUCCUUUUUUCUCUACAUUUUUAAUUUAUUAAACUUGCUGUGAAAACAUUUUGAUUUUCUAAGAGGAAGGUACUUUGUCCUUAAGUUCCAGGAUGAAGAUGUAGCUGCACUAUGCCAGAAAUUAAUGAGGGAAGACUUUCUUCCUAAGUGCUUACGUUUUAACUUAUGUUAGUGAAACCACUACAAGGUGUUUCAGGCGCUGAUAACAUGUUUCACACCUGCCCUUGGAGGUCACAGGACUAAUUUACUUCAAAUUUAGUUAUGACAAUGUCACUGUAUCCUAGUUAUGUUUACAGAACAAAUAAAUAAUGACUGUCACACAUCCAGAGGAGACCGAACCUGCCCAGCUGAUGUACUGUUUUAUGGAAUAAAGUCACUUGAUCAGAA